This is a messenger RNA of Menidia menidia (Atlantic silverside), 1686 nucleotides long. NCBI's taxonomy places the organism in Eukaryota, Metazoa, Chordata, Actinopteri, Atheriniformes, Atherinopsidae. The record is from the annotation of a GenBank genome assembly.
CAUUUUCAAUGCACCAUCCAGGCUUUACAAGAUGAGCUCAGAAUCCAGCGUGAUCUCAACCAGCUUUUUCAAUCCGAUUACUCGGAGUCCGGGCGCCUUGGAAACCAGCCCAUUUCCCCUCAAGAGAUGACAGAGGAGAACUUUCUGCGUCUCCAUGCCGAGUACGAGCGGCAAGUCAAAGAGCUCUUCCUGCUGAGAAAGACUGUCGAAGAAAUGGAGCUGAGGAUAGACACACAGAAACACACACUUACUGCCAGGGACGAAUCAAUAAAGAAGCUACUGGAAAUGCUGCAGAGUAAAGGCCUGUCGUCCAGGGCAGCUGAGGAGGACCACGAGAGGACGAGGAGACUGGCGGAUGCAGAGAUGACCAUCCACCAGCUGGAGGGCCUGCUGGAGCAAAAAGACAAGGAAAUGCUUCAGCUGAGAGAGGAGCUGCACAGGAGAUAUGAAGCAGCUCCAGAGUCGACAAAAACCAAAGCCCUGCAGACAGUCAUCGAAAUGAAGGAUGCAAAAAUCAGCUCGAUGGAGCGCGGCAUGAGAGAGCUGGAGGAGGAGGUGAUGAUGCUCAAGUCCAACGGAGCUCUGAGCAGUGAGGAGAGGGAGGAGGAGAUCAAGCAGAUGGAGGUCUACAGAUCCCACUCCAAGUUCAUGAAGAACAAAGUUGAGCAGCUGAAGGAAGAGCUAACUCACAGCCAGUCAGAGAAGGAGGAGCUAAAGCAGCGAGCCAAUGAGCUUCAGCAGGAGGUGUCUGCAAUGGAACAGGCCAAACAGGAGCUGGGCCGUAAAGACAGUGAGCUACUGGCUUUCAGGACCAAACUGGAAACUCUGAACAAUCAGUUUUCUGACAGUAAACAGCAUAUAUCCGAGGUGACAGAGGAGAAAAGCACUCAGCAAGGAGAGAUCACGGACCUCAAAGACAUGCUGGAUGUCAAAGAACGCAAAGUUAACGUGCUGCAGAAGAAGAUUGAGAAUCUACAGGAUCAGCUGAGGGAUAAAGAGAAACAGCUGAGCGGCCUCAAAGACAGAGUCAAGUCUCUGCAGACCGACACCUCCAACACAGACACUGCACUGGGAACACUGGAGGAGGCACUGGCUGAGAAGGAACGAAUCAUUGAGCGGUUGAAGGAUCAACGGGAGAAGGACGAGAGAGAAAAGGGGGAUGAAAUGGAAUCCAGCAAGAAGGAACUGAAAGAACUGAAGGAGAAAGUCUCCCAGCUGCAGGCUGACCUGGCUGACCGGGAGACAUCAGUGUUGGAUCUUAAAGAGAAGGCUUCCUCUCUGGCUUCCUCGACUCUGAAGAAGGACAACAGGCUGAAAAGUCUGGAAAUCAACCUGGAGCAGAAGCGAGAGGAGUGUAUCAAACUGGAGAACCAGCUCAAGAAGGCUCAGAGUGCAGCAGCAGACUCCCAGGCCAACGGUGAACUCUCCGAACGCAUCUCCUGCUUAGAGCAGGAAGUGAGCCGGUACAAAGAGGAUGCCGGGAAGGCCCAAUCAGAGGUGGAACGACUUCUGGAAAUCCUCAGGGAGAUGGAGAAUGAAAAGAACGAUAAGGAGAAAAAGAUCCAUGAAUUAGAGAGAAAUCCCUCCACCCCUCAUCUGUGGCGCUCUCAGCAGUCGCGAAAACAGACCCCGCCCCCUGCUGCCUCUCAGCAGCCAGUGGGGGGGCUGGUGUGGGACUACUUGGGC